UCAGCAUUUUUCCGUUCCGCCAUAUAAAAGCACCGGGCACUAAAUCGACUCCGAUCCAGCAUAUUUUUCUGUUUUCGUAUAGUUCCCUGUGUAGUAGACACUUGAAUAUAGACAAUAUCUCUAGAAACGCGUAUUCAUGGAUUUAUCGAGCAGUUAGUCGGAAUAUUUGUUGUACGAAUGUACUAUGAUUGGUUUACAAUUGCUGCCGAAAAUGGGCUGAAAAUGUCGACCCACUAACCAACGCCAGGCUCUCUAUUAACAGUUCCGAAAACAUUUGCCCCAGCUAGUAAUUCCAUUCUCAAUGUACGGUGCGAUCUGUGCGAUUCGUUUUUCCUCUGUUUAGCAUCAAAGUGUAGGAAGUUCGUUCGUAUUUUUAUUUGAGAAAACACAGGCAUUGUAUUUCUUGGUUUUCUUGUAAUUUCCGUGCGUUUCUUUCACUGUACUGAACACAACGCAGUGCGCAGGUUAAGCCGGCGCGUUUCAAGAAUCCGUUAAAUUAUCCGGUACACGAUAUUGCGUUCACGUGUGAAAUGAUUACAAUAAUGCGUCGUAUCCCAUACAUUUCUCUAACAUGAAGAAAUUCAUGAAGGCGUCGAAAUGAGACGGUGUUCAACAAGUCGUGAUGCGUUGGAGGUUCGGCGGUCCUUACUCAAAAACCGACCAGAAGUCUGUGUUACAAAGGCAAUUUGUGUGACAAAUCAUAAAAGUGCUACAUUGUACAUCAAAACAUACAAAGAGGCUUCCUUACUAGUGGACAAUAGGACUUCCUUGGAAGAAAACAAAUAUUUUUAGUGACAUUGAGAGUACAAGUGAAAAAUUUAAAAAUUGGGGGGGCUGUUUGACCGAUGGACAAACGGAAGAUGAUGCCCAAACGCCCUCGAAUGGAGAACCUGAGGGGUCCUAUUGCAAAUGGACCCAUUCAGACAAGACCGUUGGUGGCUUUGUUAGAUGGACGAGACUGCUCUAUUGAAAUGCCUAUCCUCAAAGAUGUUGCAACUGUGGCCUUCUGUGAUGCACAGUCUACAUCUGAAAUCCAUGAAAAGGUACUAAAUGAAGCAGUGGGAGCAUUAAUGUGGCACACCAUAAUUUUGACGAAAGAAGAUCUUGAAAAAUUCAAAACAUUACGGAUCAUUGUAAGAAUUGGAUCUGGAGUAGAUAACAUAGAUGUCAAAGCAGCAGGAGAACUUGGCAUCGCUGUGUGCAAUGUGCCUGGCUAUGGCGUUGAAGAAGUAGCUGACACCACCCUUUGUCUUAUUCUAAAUUUAUAUCGACGUACGUAUUGGUUGGCAAAUAUGGUACGUGAAGGAAAAAAAUUCACAGGCCCAGAACAGGUCAGGGAAGCUGCAACAGGAUGUGCAAGGAUACGGGGUGACACACUUGGAAUAGUUGGGUUAGGUAGAAUUGGUUCUGCAGUUGCAUUGCGUGCCAAAGCGUUUGGCUUCACUGUCAUCUUCUAUGAUCCUUAUCUACCAGACGGAAUUGAAAAAUCUCUUGGGCUUAACAGGGUCUACACAUUACAGGAUUUGCUAUUUCAGUCAGACUGUGUGUCCUUGCAUUGUACCUUGAAUGAACACAACCAUCAUUUAAUUAAUGAAUUCACUAUCAAACAGAUGAGACCUGGCGCCUUUUUAGUCAAUACAGCAAGAGGUGGUCUGGUAGAUGACGAUGCAUUAGCCGGAGCGUUGAAACAGGGCAGAAUUCGUGCAGCAGCACUUGACGUACACGAAAAUGAGCCAUACAACGUCUUUCAGGGUCAGUCUUCACAGUGUCCUUUGAAAGAUGCACCCAAUCUGCUGUGUACACCACACGCAGCAUUCUACAGUGAUGCAAGUUGCACCGAACUUCGUGAAAUGGCAGCCAGUGAGAUACGAAGAGCUAUCAUCGGUCGCAUACCUGACUGCUUGAGAAACUGUGUGAACAAGGAAUACUUCCUUUCCUCCACCGGGGAAUGACAAGCUGCAUCAAUU
Nomia melanderi (Alkali bee) is the source of this 1967-nucleotide messenger RNA. The record is from RefSeq and is a predicted model, not a curated record. Lineage: Eukaryota; Metazoa; Arthropoda; Insecta; Hymenoptera; Halictidae.